Molecule: messenger RNA, 1986 nt
Organism: Fusarium redolens
Lineage: Eukaryota; Fungi; Ascomycota; Sordariomycetes; Hypocreales; Nectriaceae
Exons: 6
Coding region: 1-1695 (564 amino acids)
Biological process (GO): cytosolic ribosome assembly; maturation of 5.8S rRNA; assembly of large subunit precursor of preribosome
Cellular component (GO): preribosome, large subunit precursor; cytosol; nucleolus
Molecular function (GO): methyltransferase activity; ribosomal large subunit binding
Source: RefSeq, a predicted model, not a curated record
AUGGCCGUUCGCGCUCAAUUUGAGAACUCUAACGAGGUCGGUGUCUUUUCCACCUUGACCAACUCUUAUGCCCUCGUGGCCCUCGGUGCUAGUGAGAACUUCUACAGUGUCUUCGAAGCCGAGCUCCAAGAUAUCAUUCCUACUGUGCGAACCACCAUCGCUGGUACCCGUAUCAUUGGCCGCAUGACCGCUGGCAACCGAAAGGGUCUUCUCGUUCCCACGACCACAACCGACCAGGAGCUGCAGCACUUGAGAAAUUCACUUCCCGAUUCAGUCCGUAUCCAGCGCAUCGAGGAGCGAUUGUCAGCCCUCGGAAACGUCAUCGUCACAAACGAUCACAUCGCCCUCGUGCACCCUGACUUGGAACGCGAAACAGAAGAGAUUAUUGCAGAUGUCCUCGGCGUGGAAGUAUUCCGUCAGACUGUCGCAGACAAUGUUCUGGUGGGCAGCUACAUGAGCUUGUCUAACCAGGGUGGUCUCGUGCAUCCCAAGACUCCUAUCCAAGAUCAGGACGAGCUGUCCAGCUUGCUCCAGGUUCCUCUCGUCGCCGGUAGUGUCAACCGUGGUUCUAACGUCGUAGGCGCUGGUAUGGUCGUCAACGACUGGCUCGCUGUGACUGGCCUCGACACCACUGCCACUGAGCUUAGCGUUAUCGAGAGUGUGUUCCGUCUCGGCGAGGGCCAGGGCCCCAGCAACAUCAACACGAGCAUGAAGGACACCAUGGUCGAGGACGGCUAUCGGCUAUUCCUCUCAUGGAUGGAAAAGGAUUAUGUGGUGCUCAAGGCCAGAGUGGGGAUAGCCCUGCUGGUUUACAUGACCCAUCCAUCUGAUUUGACCUGCUUGGGCUCUGGGAUUACUGUUGCAGCAGACUAUACCUUUGCAGCAGGUUUUCACAUUGUUGCACAUGUUAUCUUCAUUCCUCUCGAAACCCAAAUCACUUCCUUUACAAUGUCCUCAAACGAAAAGCCCCAACAUCUUGAGCCCUCAAAGCUUGGCACAAAACAAUACUGGGAUGACCUUUACACAAAUGAGAUAACAAACCACGCUGCUGAUCCCUCCGACAUCGGAACUGUUUGGUUUGACGAUUCAGAUGCUGAAGCAAAGAUCCUUGAGUUCCUAGACGGUCUGCUCGACCCCUCUGACCCAGACUCGCCUGUCCUCUCCCACGACACCACCACAUUUCUCGAUCUUGGCUGCGGCAACGGCUCUCUUCUCUUCUCCCUCCGCGGAGAGGAUUGGUCUGCACGAGCUCUCGGUGUGGACUACAGCCCCCAAAGCAUUGCACUCGCGCGACAAAUCACCACCACAAAAGGCGACCUUGAGAAACCUGUCGAAUUCGAAGAGUGGGAUCUUAUAGCUGGGCCAUACGACCCUGUUCUCAACGGUGAGCAGACUGAGGGCUGGGAUGUGGUACUGGAUAAGGGUACCUUCGAUGCCAUCUCUUUAAGCGACGAGAAAGAUGUCCAAGGACGACGACUAUGUGAAUGUUACCGAGAACGAGUGUUACCCCUUGUUCGAAAGGGCGGCAUCUUCUUGGUGACAAGUUGCAACUGGACCGAGACGGAGUUGAGAGGCUGGUUCGAAAAGACCAGCGAGGAAGGUUUUGAAAUCGUUGGCAGAGUCGAAUAUCGCUCCUUCAGCUUUGGAGGCCACAAAGGCCAAACAAUCAGUACGCUCUGCUUUCGCAGGGUAUAGGAGACAUAGAUGGAGUAUAUUUUGAAGAACAAAAAAGGAUACCCAUGAUCACUCUGUGCUGGCUCCAGCACCUGUUCUAAAGAGCCAAUAUCAUUCACCUCCGAGAGCUCUUGUUGUAUCAUACAAUGGUAUUUGGACUCGUGUCAAUGCUUGGACUAUCCCUCUCAGACUCCCCUCCCUUUUCAUGACCCCAAAGCUUUAUCUGAGUGUCUCUUUACCCUUUUCAGAGGUUCCGCAUCAAGCUUUUUUGUAUCGUAUCCUUUGCAGAACAUUCCCCUUUCUCAACUUAAC